CUCGCUCGCUCGCUCGCUCGCCCGCCCACGCGCCGCCGAAACAAUCCCCGCCGCCGCCGCCGUUGACGCCGACUCGAGGGCUGGGUUCGGGAGAGACCAGAUCGAUUUUUGGGAUGGAGUGCAUCGCCGAGAUGCCGCCCGCGCCGCUCGACCGCCGCCCGCGCAAGCGGCAGCGGUUGGGCUGGGACGUCGGCCCCGCGGAGUUCCAUCAGUUUCAGCUUGGAUUUUGCGGGCAAGAAGUUGCAAACGCCAUCAGUGCUGUGGCGUUGGGGCUCUCUUCGGGUGGUAUUGUUUCUUCUCAGGAGAACCAAGAGCUCCAUCGUUUGGCUUCCCCUCCACUGAGAGAAGAUGACAAGGAUGGCCAUUAUGUUUUUGCUGUGGGAGAUAACCUCACAUCUCGCUAUAGGAUCAAUGCUAAAAUGGGCGAAGGUACCUUUGGUCAGGUGUUGGAAUGUUGGGAUAGGGAAAGGAAAGAAAUGGUGGCUAUCAAGAUCAUCAGGGGCAUAAAGAAGUACAGGGAUGCUGCAAUGAUAGAAAUUGGCAUGCUCGAGCAGCUUGGUAAAUAUGACAAAAGUAGAUCCAGUUGUGUUCAAAUUCGGAACUGGUUUGACUAUCGUAACCAUAUCUGUAUUGUCUUUGAGAGGCUUGGACCAAGCUUAUACGAUUUUCUGCGGAAAAACAAUUACCGCUCAUUCCCAAUUGCCCUAGUUCGGGAGGUUGCCAAACAACUGUUGGAAUGCAUAGCAUUUAUGCAUGAAUUGCGCCUCAUACACACUGAUUUAAAGCCUGAGAACAUUCUUCUUGUUUCUCCAGAGUACAUUAAAGUGCCCGAUUACAAAGUUUCAUCCCGAUCCACAAAGGAGGGCUCCUAUUUCAAGCAGUUGCCCAAGUCUAGUGCCAUCAAGGUGAUUGAUUUUGGUAGCACUACCUAUGGUCAACAAGACCAGACUUAUGUGGUAUCUACUAGGCAUUAUCGAGCUCCAGAAGUCAUUUUGGGACUUGGAUGGAGUUAUCCAUGUGAUAUCUGGAGUGUUGGUUGUAUUCUGGCUGAGCUUUGCACGGGAGAGGCAUUAUUUCAGACCCAUGAAAACUUGGAACAUCUGGCUAUGAUGGAGAGGGUGUUCGGACCUUUACCAUACCAUAUGCUUAAGAGGGCAGAUCGACAUUCUGAGAAAUACAUCAGAAAAGGUCGUUUGAAUUGGCCUGAAGGUUGCACUUCGCGGGAGAGCAUGAAAGCUGUGAUGAAACUGCCCAGGCUUCACAAUCUGGUCAUGCAAAAUGUGGAUCAGUCUGCUGGGGAUUUCAUCGAUCUUUUGCAAGGGUUGCUGAAGUGUGAUCCAGCAAGCCGCCUAACAGCACAAGAGGCGCUGAGGCAUCCAUUCUUGGCAGGAGUGAGCGAGCGGAGAUGAUACGCCUCAACCUUUGUAGGAGGAUGAUGCCUCAUCUGUGUUGUCCAACUUGUGAUGUGUUCAAAGUCAUUACUCUGACAGCUUGGAAUGUUUCUAACAUGAGCAUCUGUAUGUACAGAACAACCUGUAUGUAGUUGAAGUGAAGUUGUUUCAAUCUUGUUAGAAACGUAUUGUCAACUGGUGAUUUAUCAUACUUUGUUUAGAGGGGAAAUCAAAUGGAUACAUUUGACCCCAAAUCCUGACCGAGUUUGAUUUGUACAUGCCCUAUCCACGGACCGGGUGGACAAGUUCGGUUUGAUCAUAAUGAAUUGGCACAAGAA
This is a messenger RNA of Phragmites australis (common reed), 1729 nucleotides long. Its product is annotated as serine/threonine-protein kinase AFC2-like. Gene Ontology annotation, biological process: protein phosphorylation. The record is from RefSeq and is a predicted model, not a curated record. Gene Ontology annotation, cellular component: nucleus. Gene Ontology annotation, molecular function: ATP binding; protein kinase activity. The transcript has 12 exons. Bases 114 to 1409 code for a protein of 431 amino acids. Lineage: Eukaryota; Viridiplantae; Streptophyta; Magnoliopsida; Poales; Poaceae.